UUAGAUGAAAAUGAAGAUUUGCGAAAGCUUGCUGAACGGGAAGUCAUUUCCUGUCAAGAAGAGAUAGCUGAACUGAAACACCAGAUAGUGUUGCUUUUGAUUCCUUCGGAAGAAACAGACAACAGUGAUCUUGUCAUGGAAGUAACUGCUGGAGUUGGAGGACAGGAAGCCAUGUUGUUCACUUCAGAGAUAUUUAAUAUGUAUCAACGAUAUGCUGCCUAUAGAAAGUGGAGAUUUGAAAUACUAGAAUACUUUCCCAGUGAACUAGGUGGCCUAAGACAUGCAGUUGCCAGUAUAGCUGGUCUUGAUGCGUACAAAUGCAUGAAAUUUGAAGGAGGAGUGCAUCGUGUUCAGCGGGUGCCAAAGACAGAAAAGCAAGGACGCAUUCACACCAGCACAAUGACUGUCGCAAUAUUACCCCAACCCACUGAGAUGAGGCUGAAAAUUAAUCCAAAAGAUCUACGAAUAGACACUAAACGAGCUAGCGGAGCUGGUGGCCAGCAUGUCAAUACCACCGACAGCGCUGUACGGAUAGUUCAUAUUCCAACAGGUAGAUUAAUUCUUUCCUUUAACACACGAUCGUCAUUUUAG
This is a messenger RNA of Tinamus guttatus (white-throated tinamou), 591 nucleotides long. The record is from RefSeq and is a predicted model, not a curated record. NCBI's taxonomy places the organism in Eukaryota, Metazoa, Chordata, Aves, Tinamiformes, Tinamidae.